Molecule: messenger RNA, 2919 nt
Organism: Symbiodinium natans
Lineage: Eukaryota; Dinophyceae; Suessiales; Symbiodiniaceae
Source: the annotation of a GenBank genome assembly
AUGGCCGCGCUGCUGGCGCAAGCCGCGCAGGCGAGCGCUGAGUGCUGCCUGCCGAGCUCCACGGGCCGGUGUGGUGACGACACCCCGGGCACUAUCUGUUGCGGCUACACGGCGUGCGCGUUCCUCUGUUGCAACUGUGGUGCGGGCGGGUGUCGAUCUCACGAGCCGCCUGAGUCCUGCUCUUCAGACUUGGGGUCCCUCAUGGUGCGCUGCCGCACACGUCGCAGGUAUGACCUCAAGACGGUUGGCGACCUCAAGGAUUUCGCAGACACCAACUGCACCUCCUUCAACGCGCCCCUGGAUGUCCCCAGCACCGGCCUAGACCACUGGAUCACUUUUGCGGAGGCUGUGGACAUCACAGGCGGGGAAGCUCCACAUGUAGAUGUCCGCAUUGCCCAUUCUAACUACAUAGGCCACUACACUAGCUGUUGUGACUGCCACAUGUUUGCAUCUUUCGCUGCAUGCAAUCGCUGUGGGCUCGUUGAGAAGGGGAGCGCGUUCUCCGCGGCCACCGGCACUUGCCCGCACCGAUGGCAGGGGUGCGCCGGCAAGAUGGUGUUUGCUGCGAGAGUCGUCCCCCUUCUUUCCUCCCAAUCGGAAGCGCAAAAGUGGGAGCAGCGGGUAGGGCAGAGCUGCUACUGUGACAGCAUCCGAUACAUGCAGUGCGACAGGUGUGGGAUGCUGCGCAAGGAGCGAGGGUGGGGCUCGGCAGCUGAGCAGUGCGACCACCAUGACACACAAGGCUGCCCAGGAAAGAUGCAGCUUGCCGCUGGAGGGAAGGCUACUUUUGCUCCUUUGCAGGAAUGGGAGCAUCGACUGCGCCAGCCCUGUAACUGCAUGAGUCCGGCAGUUUCUCUGCGAUUGUCCACGGUGGGUGGCCAGACUUUAGAAGUUGGGGUGAGAGAUGACUGGACCAUGGGUCAGGUGAAGGUGAAGAUGCAGCAAGGCGACCCCCACAUCCAGGCCGCGCAAGCAUCCUUCAGCUUUGAUGGCGGCGUUCUUCCAGAUGCUUUCUCGGUAAGGCUUCUGCGUUUGCAUGAAGAUUCCCCGCCCAUUUCUGUGAUACUUCGUCGGCCAGAGGAUGUGCAGUUGCUGAGACGGGUGCGCGAGGACUGGCAGGCAAUCUUCUCCGUGCCGGCUGAGGCUUGCAGGUCAGCGGAAGUGAUGUUCGAGGUGAUGAGCCAAGCCCGUCACGCUGUCCAAUACGCCCAUGUCGAGCUGCUGCAUGAUUCACAGUUUCUCAAGCGGGCCUGUGAGAUGAGAGGCCAUGAUCGUGCAGAUCCGCACAGGCAGCAAUGGCUGCAAGACAUAGCCGAUGUCAUGCUGCUUCUGUGCUACGCGGCGGCCGCGGGCGACAAGCAUCUGGAAGAAGCCGCAAUGCAAUGCCCCGCUCUUCGCGAUGCCAGUCCAUUGGACUGCUGUGAUCUGGUGGUCCUGAUGGUUUCGAAGGUGAGCUUGCCAGAACCUCUGAAGCUCAGCUUGCUGCGCCUCUUGCGCAGCGGCAUUCCUGCAGCGUGCUUGGCAGAGGGCAUGAAUGAAGUUGCACUGUCAGACUGCCAGGGCGAGCUAGCAGUGAGUCUGCUAGAAGCUCAUCAAGCCCCGCCGAAGCAUUCUCGGGCGGGGCGCGGGAGGCUGUUCGACAUGCCCGCAAGCUUGGGGUGUCAUGGAUUUGCCUGGCAGGUGAUCUCGCGGCACCAGGAGGCAAUACCAAGAUGCUCCUUUCGGCGAUUGCUUCCUUUUGUGCGGUUGGAUUUUCUGAGCUUGGAGGAUGCCGUGAUGCUGACACCACUGUGCCUGCGACACCAGCAGCCCGAAACUGCACGGGAGGUUUUUUUGAUUGUCCAAGCAAGAAACUUGGAAGAAGGUGUCCAGCUCAUGUGUGCAACAGAACUUCCACUGACAAGCCUUCAAGAUUUAGACUCUGAUCGGCGAGCACAAAUUCUGGAGGAGGUGAUGCUGGACUCGGUCAAGGAUGCCCCCCAUCUGCUGUCGUGCAUACAGAAGGAUUUCCGUCAAAUGUGGCAGCUGUUACUGUGGGCAGGAGCUCACAAGUGCUUGGGCGUUGCAACCUCCCAGCACCUCCACUCUGUUCUUCAUCUUGUUUUGACAGAGAGAAGGGACAGUGAGCAUGCUGUCCGAGUCGGCAGGCACUUGAUGUGCAUGUUUGCUGCCUGCAAUGUCCUGCGCGACAGUGCAGCUGAGCAUUUGCCGCUGGAAUGGCUGGAGGACUUGGGUAUUCUUGAUAAUGAUGAUGACUCGACCAGCAGGCAUGUGGCUCAUGUGGUGGCACAGGCCCUUCUAGCUCAGUUGGAACGCUAUUCGGACGAUCUGCUGGUGGAGGAUAUGCCUCAGUUUUGGUGGCUUGGUGUCUGGGGACGCGAGAGCGAUACCAACUGCGAGCGGGCGGUAUGUUUGUUGGCAAGAUGGUGCUCUUGUGCAGGGCAGGGGCAACAUGAAACGCGUUUUGCAUGCUCUGUUUUGAGCUGGCUGCCGCUAACCCGGCUGCCCAACCCUUCUGUCCUCUACGACUUCCCGGCUUUACCAGCUCAAGCGAUAGGAAUCCGUGCAGAGCAGCUGGCCUGUAAAGCCUCCCAGGAUGCGAGCCGCGCCCAUGAAGCUGCGCGGACAGCUCGGCAGAAAGCAAGCGAGGCUCUUCGGGAGGCGCGAUGCGCGCAGCGCGCCGCUGACACAGCGCACACGUUGGCGCAGCAAGCGCUGAGGGAGGCAGGGCGUGCGGCGGACCUCGCCAAUGACGCGCUCCGAGCUUCAAACUGCCAGUGCCAGCGUCCCGUGAGUGAGGAUUACGACUAUUCUGACUACGAUGAGCGCCAGCAGCAGGAGGAUGAUUACGACUAUGAUGACUAUGAUGACUAUGAUGACCGCCGUGAUGACGAUGAAUACUACUAUAGGAUGUACUAG